AUGGAAAAUGAUAGCUUGCUCAAACGAAUUUGCAAUAUUGAUCAAAGGACCCUUUCCGAAGCUUAUCAAAAGUUUUGUUUUUCAGAUAAAUAUGCUCCAGAUAUAUCUUAUAUUGAGUUUUCAGCACUAAGGCUUCUUAUAAGUGCAAAUAAAUCUGAAAAGAAAUUCUCAGUACCGCCUUUCCAAAAUCCUAUCUUUUUAAAAAGCUCAGUAAAAAUUCAAGAACCUCCUAAAAUUCAUUCAUUAGCUGAAGAAUGCUGAGGCUCUAUUUAG
This is a messenger RNA of Blepharisma stoltei, 273 nucleotides long. The record is from the annotation of a GenBank genome assembly. Lineage: Eukaryota; Ciliophora; Heterotrichea; Heterotrichida; Blepharismidae.